Molecule: messenger RNA, 1974 nt
Organism: Cyprinodon variegatus (sheepshead minnow)
Lineage: Eukaryota; Metazoa; Chordata; Actinopteri; Cyprinodontiformes; Cyprinodontidae
Gene: abcg5
Product: ATP binding cassette subfamily G member 5
Exons: 14
Coding region: 1-1974 (657 amino acids)
Biological process (GO): cholesterol homeostasis
Cellular component (GO): plasma membrane
Molecular function (GO): ATP binding; ATP hydrolysis activity; ABC-type transporter activity
Source: RefSeq, a predicted model, not a curated record
AUGGAAAGUUUUUAUUCUCUGGAAGCGGAGGAACCCCAGAGCAGGAGUAAAACUGCAGGAUCACUCAAGUUUGUGUCCGAGGCGCAAGGAGAUGUGUGGAGAGAAGGUGGAGAGGGCAGAUCAGAGCCGUCCUGCUCUCUCAGUGUCAGAAACAUCUCCUACACUGUCAGUGAGCGUGUUGGACCAUGGUGGGACUUAUCCUCCUGCAGGAAGCGGUGGACUCGUCAAAUCCUCAAUGACGUCUCCUUCCAUGUAGACAGUGGGCACAUUAUGGGUAUUCUGGGUAAUUCAGGUUCGGGCAAAACAACCCUGUUGGAUGCCAUUGCUGGUCGGAUUGGAAACGUCGGCACUCUGCUAGGUGAGGUCUUCAUUAAUGGCAGAAAACUCAAGAGAGAAGAAUAUGAGGACUGCUUCUCAUAUGUCUUACAGAGUGAUAACUUGCUGAGUUAUUUGACAGUGGAGGAGACUCUGACUUACACUGCACAGCUGGCACUACAGAAACACUCAGCAGAUGCCAUCAAGAAAAAGGUGUUGGCAGUGAUGGCUGAGCUGAGUCUGAGUCAUGUGGCACACAGUGUUAUUGGAGGUCGAAUUUUCCCAGGGAUUUCUGGUGGUGAGAGACGGAGGGUCUCCAUCGCCAGCCAGUUACUUCAGGAUCCAAGGGUAAUCUUACUGGAUGAGCCAACCACUGGCCUGGACAGCAUGACGGCCAAUCAGAUUGUGGUACUGCUGGCGGAACUGGCUAAGAGGAACCGCAUCGUCAUUGUGACCAUCCAUCAGCCCCGCUCAGAGCUCUUCAGGGUGUUCAGCAGGAUAGCCAUAAUGAGUCGGGGGGAGCUGGUGUUUUGUGGUCAGCCAGAGGAAAUGGUGGAUUUCUUCAGCCAAUGCGGAUAUGAAUGCCCAGAGUACUGCAACCCUUUUGAUAUCUAUGUUGACUUCACCUCGGUGGACACGCGCAGCAGUGAGAGGGAGGCCGCCACGUUUAAUCGAAUGCACGAGAUCACCUCCGCCUAUCAGAGAUCCGCAAUCUACCAGAACAUGCUGGAGGAAAUGGAGCAGAGCCUGCAGAUAUCAGACAAACCUGCCAUUCCUUUUAAAAACAAAGAGUCCCCCAACGGCGCUGCCAAGCUUGGAGUUUUGGUUAGGCGAACAGUUCGAAACCUUUCCAGAGACAGGAUUGGUGUCGUAAUGCGUCUGUCCCAGAACCUGAUCUACGGUUUCUUCGUAGCCUUCUUUGUCAUACAUUUAGACAUGGACGUGACCAAGGGUGCAGUGCAGGACCGAAUAGGAAUGAUCUAUCAGUGUGUGGCUGCUUCACCCUACACUGGCAUGCUCAACGCUGUUUCUCUCUUCCCGUCGCUGCGAGCCAUCAGUGAUCAGGAGAGUCAGGAUGGGCUGUACAGUAAAUGGCAAAUGUUCUUGGCCUAUAUCCUCCACAUCCUGCCCUUCAGCAUCCUGAGUGUUGUCAUCUUCAGCUCUUUUAUUUACUGGACAGUAGGGAUGCACCCAGAGACAUGGCGCUUUCUCUGUUUUACUGCUGUGGUUCUUGUUCCACAUGUUGUAGGAGAGUUAUUGACAGUGGUUCUGUUAGGAGUGGUCCAGGACCCUAACAUGGUCAACUCAGGAGUGGCUUUACUCAACAUCGCAGGAAUCCUGGUGGGAUCUGGCUUCCUCAGGAGCACGGAGCACAUGCCGGUGCUGUUCCAGUGGCUUGGUUACCUGACCUUCCAGAAGUACAGCUGUGAACUUCUCAUCGUCACAGAGUUCCACAAUCUGGAGUUCAAUUGCAAUUUAACGAGACCCUUACCAGGAGCUUGCAUGGUCACUACAGGAGAUCAGAUCAUUGACCAGGGCUACCCAGGAGCUUUAUCCCGAUACACACUAGACUUUGUUCUCCUCUACGCCUUCCUUCCUGCUUUGGUUGUGAUGGGAAUAAUCGGCUUCAAGAUCAGAGACAGACUCAUCCGCCACUGA